UCAUUGACGGCCUAACUUUUGGGGAUGGUUGUUGCUGUUAUUGUUUUUUUCUCCAGCUUUGCAAACUUGGGUAUACUUCAUGUGACAAAGAAAAAAGUAUUUGAAACACUGGAAGCACGAAUGAUAGAGGCAUGUACAAAGGGCUACAAUCCCGGACUUUUGGUGCAUCCUGAUCUUGCCUAUUUGCAAGCGGAAGGCGGAGGAGACCGGCAGCUCACAGAUCGGGAAAAGGAGAUCAUCCACCAGGCAGCUGUUCAGCAGACAAAGGAGAUGGACCUCAGCGUGGUGCGGCUCAUGUUUACAGCUUUUCUUCCAGAUAGCACCGGCAGCUUCACGAGGCGCCUGGAACCCGUGGUGUCAGACGCCAUCUAUGACAGCAAAGCCCCCAAUGCGUCCAACUUGAAAAUUGUAAGAAUGGACAGGACAGCUGGAUGCGUAACUGGAGGGGAAGAGAUUUAUCUUCUCUGUGACAAGGUUCAGAAAGAUGACAUCCAGAUUCGAUUUUAUGAAGAAGAGGAAAAUGGUGGGAUCUGGGAAGGAUUUGGAGAUUUUUCCCCCACAGAUGUUCAUAGACAAUUCGCCAUCGUCUUCAAAACUCCGAAGUAUAAAGAUGUCAACAUCACAAAACCAGCUUCCGUGUUUGUCCAACUUCGAAGGAAAUCUGAUUUGGAAACUAGCGAACCCAAACCUUUUCUCUACUACCCUGAAAUCAAAGAUAAAGAGGAAGUGCAGAGGAAACGGCAGAAGCUCAUGCCUAAUUUCUCAGAUAGUUUCGGCGGCGGGAGUGGGGCCGGAGCCGGUGGUGGAGGCAUGUUUGGCAGUGGCAGUGGAGGAGGGGCUGCUGGAAGUACGGGGCCAGGUAUGAACCAAGUCUACUCUUUCUAA
Messenger RNA from Leptonychotes weddellii (Weddell seal), 885 nucleotides. NCBI's taxonomy places the organism in Eukaryota, Metazoa, Chordata, Mammalia, Carnivora, Phocidae. The record is from RefSeq and is a predicted model, not a curated record.